Exaiptasia diaphana is the source of this 814-nucleotide messenger RNA. RefSeq lists its product as uncharacterized. Bases 127 to 678 code for a protein of 183 amino acids. The record is from RefSeq and is a predicted model, not a curated record. The transcript has a single exon. NCBI's taxonomy places the organism in Eukaryota, Metazoa, Cnidaria, Anthozoa, Actiniaria, Aiptasiidae.
GGGCAAUAUCGAAUAAACGUGCAGAAGCCCUAUGUUGAUCAAGCAGCUACCAACUUAUGGUUAACAGCAGRCGACUUAAAAGGUGAGACUGAAGGUUUCAUCAUUGCUGCACAAGACCAAUYGCUAAUGACACGCAACUAUCAACAUUACGUCCUUAAAGACAACAGCACUGAUGGUCUCUGCAGACUAUGCCACAGCAAAACGGAAUCUAUCGAUCAUCUUCUUACCGGCUGUGAGAUUCCUGCACCAACACAGUACUUAAAAAGACACAACAACGCAGCCUCUUACUUACAUUGGGUUAUCUGCAAAGAUCACGGAGUUCAGGUGACAGACAAGUGGUACCAGCACGAUCCACCAAAGGUUGUAAUCAAAGAUCACAUUACCAUCAUGUGGRACUGUUCAAUAAUAACAGAUAGGGCAAUUCAUGCGAACAGGCCAGACAUAGUGGUUAAAGACAGCAUAAAUAACACRUGCCAACUGAUUGAUAUGUCAACACCAUCAGAUCGAAACAUCUGCCUUAAACACCAYGAAAAGAAAAGCAAGUAUAAAGACCUUGAAAUUGAAAUUAGAAGAAUGUGGGGUACCACUACGGAAGUUAUACCAGUCAUUGUAGGGGCCCUAGGAACGAUAAAAAACGGAACAACAGAAAAUCUGCAAAAAAUAUCAACAUUCAGAUAAAAACAUUGCAGAAGAUUGUACUGUUAAGCUCAUCCCACAUGAUGAGAAAUAUUGGACUAUAGACGGUUAUAUAUUUCAUUUAUAAUUGUAUUGAGAAAGCCUAAGGAAUAAGGUUUAUUCCUGGCGAAACCUGUAA